Messenger RNA from Ilex paraguariensis (yerba mate), 285 nucleotides. The record is from the annotation of a GenBank genome assembly. NCBI's taxonomy places the organism in Eukaryota, Viridiplantae, Streptophyta, Magnoliopsida, Aquifoliales, Aquifoliaceae.
AUGCUUCUGGUUUUGAAGCUCCUCCAAGGUGAUGUUGAAGUAACCAACUGGGCAAGGCUACAAGUGAAUGCUUCAGAAGGAUCUGAUGCAAUGCUGCAAGCUAAUGCAUUGGAAGGGUCUGACGCAGUGGAUGAUGAAGCCUUUUCACGUUCAAAUCUCCAGUCGCAUCUUAACCUUGCGUUGCUUGAUGUGGAGGAGGUUCUCUCCAUCAGCAGCAUCGAGCAAAGCAUCUCGUUAGAGGACUACUUGCAAGGCAGGUGGAGCCGCUCAUCGAGCUUUGACUAA